UGUAAAAAAUAUAGAUAUACCAUACACAGUAUCGUCUUUUCGUUUGUGGAUAUACCGUAGACUUAGUAUAAAGUAUACUUUAUAAUCUAAGAGAUAUAUUGUCUCUCUCAUUAUCUUUCUAAUCUAGCCUUUCUGUCAUUCUUUAGUUUAGAUAUCACAGACUUAAUAUAAUGUAUUAUCUAAAUUAAACAAAGUCUCUCUAAACUUAAUUGUUAUUUACGCCUGUCAUCAAUAAUCGUCGAUUUUGGUGAAGCGAAUGAAAAUAAUCCUGUUAUCUUUACAAUCUUAAAUCUAGUUUAAACAAGUAAACAGCUUCUAUAUAUCUCUACGCAUUAUUUGAUAGUUGUUUAUCUGAUCUCAUGUUCCAAACUUUGAGGUUAAUGUGCGCAGUUUGAAGUAGUAUAUAUUGUUCUGUGAUUGUCUGGUUUGCGUAGUCGGCAAUUAGCGUGUCUACGGCUUAUUGAAGAUUUAUAAAACUUCUUAAACCACGAUCAAAAAAUGAUUUCUCCAGCUGAUCUGAUGAAGCGCGUGGGCGUGGGCGGGCGGCUGGUGCCGUUCUUCAAGUCGGUGUGCGUGUACUUCGUGGCCGGCUGCGGCGCCACGCCCUCCGCCACCGCCGUCGCAGCCAAGUGCGCGCCCAUACUCUGUCUUCUCCUGGUCGUUCUGCUACAUCACGGCUCGGCCAUAACGCCGCAGGGCCGGUACGCGCGGCGCGUGGCGUGCGGGCUGGCGCUGUCGGCGCUGGGCGACGCGCUGCUGGUGUGGCCGCAGCACUUCGUGGCGGGCAUGGCGGCGUUCGCGGCCGCGCACGUGGCCUACAUCGCCGCGUUCGAGCUGCGCGCCGACGCGGCGGCGCUGGCGGCGCUGUGCUACCUGCCCACGGCGCACUACCUGACGCUGCUGCGGCCGGCGGGCGCGCUGCGGCUGCUGGUGCCGCUGUACGCCGCGCUGCUCGCCACCAUGGCGUGGCGCGCCACCGCCGCCGCCGCCGCCGCCGCGCGCGCGCCGGCCUCGCGCCGCCGGCGCGCCGCCGCCGCCGCCGCCGGCGCCGUCCUGUUCCUGCUGUCCGACGCGCUGCUCGGCUACAGCCUCUUCGCGGGGCCCGUGCCGUACAAACAGGUGCUGGUGAUGUCCACGUACUACCUGGGCCAGCUGGGUAUCGCGCUGAGUGUGCUGGAGACGCCGGCGGCGGCGACGGCGGCGGCCGGCCGCUAGCGGCCGCGCUGCCUGCGUGUCGUCCCCGCCAGCGAUGUCUUCCCGGGCGGCCCGGCGCUGAGCCACCGCCGCCGAUCCCGAACACUGUUCCUCUCAUCUGGAUAUGAAUGUGUAUUUGUAGGCGUACCUUUAGUUUAAGCUUUAUUGUUAUAUAAAUCUUCCUUUUGUAGAAUCGUACGAAUUAUGUAUAGAUAGAUCGUGACUCUCUAUCUUAAAUUGUUAUUCCGUUGUCAGUAGGCGGGUGUAGACGUUGUUUCGGUAUAGACGGUUGUUAUGAGGGAGUUGGCCUCCGUGCUCCGUAUGUAUGUCGGGGGCGGGACAGAGGUCUGCACAAAUAUUCAACUAUGUUGGAUGCGAUCAGUCUGUGAUAUGUGCUCGGUUACCGUGUCUUCUAAUUAGGUAUUUUAAAAAUGCUUUAACACCAUAUUCCAUAAAUAAUAAACGGAGAUAUGAUUACAAUUGCGCACGUGCCAAAUAUGUGCAAGGUGACGAGUGUCCCCUCUGGCUCUACAUCGGCUCCAAAAUGCGGACUGGACAUGAUUGUAGGGCUGUCUCCACUACUCACUACUCAACAUAUGAACGAUAGAUGCCAGCGUGUGUGUAGAUGUGGCCGCUGCAUACAAGUCCUCGUAAAGAUCUGUUUGUCAUUAUUCAGAGUAAUUGCAUAUGGAAUACAUUUGUGCAAUAUGCUAUAUUAUGGAAAAUCAUUAGGGCUCCAAAUUGUAUUGUCAUGUAUGUAUGUACAUAAGGACGAGCGGCGAUGACCGAGGCGGCUAUGUUUAUAGCCGUCGCGGCUCGCUGACCGCGCCGAACCAAUUCGUAACGCAGACCAACUGAAGUGUUCCUCAUCGUGUGACACACAAGACUGAAACACUAUAUUUUUAUACUGGCUUUGUUUACUCGUCAGACAGAAGGUCGCUAAUCACAAUUGAAUACGUGUGCACUGUGGCUGCAUGUCGUCUACACGGUAGACAUACCCACAGAGAUACGUACAUGUUCGGUUGCACGGCCGUUGACCGGCGGCCGUGUACAGCUGUUCCGAUUCACUUUGCCGCUUACGUAUACAACUAACCGAAGCGUAAACAAUAUUUUGAUAUUUUAACGGGCUCGUAAUUGUUAUAACUCGUGCGUCAGACGGUUGUAUUUAUGUGACGUCCGAGUCGUUGCCAACAUUGGAUGCAUUGGACGCAGCAAGUCGAGUCUUACGACGCAUGGGCCCAACGGUCUUUAUUCUCAAUAUUCUGUGAUUAGAUUAUAUAGAUAGAGCAGCGAACAUCAAAGACGGGUCAAACAUUUUGUUAUUUUUUUUUUGUCAGUAUUCUACAUACUUACGCAUAAAAUGUAUCUUUACGUAAUAUUUUAUAAAUAAAAUGAGUGUUUACGCAUUAAAAAAGAUGCAGAAUUUAUAAGACAAAAUAAAUAUAGAAGUUAUAAAGGAAUAGAAAUUGAAUAUUAAAAAGGAACUCAUGACUAUUUAUCACGCAAAAUUGUAUGAAAAAGUUGUCCCGUUUAUCUCGAAGCAUUUCUAUGGAGAUAGAGACUAUCAGACACUAUCUAUAUAAUAUAAGAUUUUAUGAUUAUAACUUUUAUUCUUUAAUUAUACAAGUUACUUGCCGCGUCAUCGUCCACUCUAGAGCCACUUACUCUUGUGCAUUCCCGAAGUGUUCAGUCCGUCAAAUUGUCCUCAAUGGAAUUAGGCCUCCCUCAUAAAUUGGGGGGUUUUGCCAAUAUUUACCGCAGUUACACUAUGAUGGUGUUUUGGGAGGAACGUUGCUGCCCAUCCCUCGCUCUCCCUCAGUGGCCUCUUACGACACCCAAGAGAUAGGAAGGGGUGGCUUAUUCUAUGUCAGGACCACACCGAAAUGGCUAUGGAUAAAUUACUCGAAAUUUUGAAUUCCUAAUCCCAAUGGUUUUGCUUCGAUAGCUCAGUCAGCGAGCCAAUUAAUGAGGACAUAUUUUUUUACACGUGUCGAGUGUACGGCGGCGUCCAUUACAGAUGUAUACACUGGCGGUCAAGUGGAUCGGAACGGCCGCCUUGUAGUUCGUGAAGCGCUAUAUUACUCGACACUCGCGUCGCAUCACGAUAUGCUGCAAUAUUUUUUAUGGCAAUUUACAGUAGGUGCAACUAUCUCGUCUUUUGAUGGAAUCUCCACACGUGUAGCGUAGUGUUUUACCAAAUAUAUUUUGUAAUAGAUAAAGCGGACAAACAUAUCUCGUGACCCUAUCAUUGUAGCUAAGUAGGUAGUUUAUUGGCACCGUGGACUAUUUGUUUUGUGUAGCCGUAGGUUGACCCUAGUGGUUAAUUCCGUAGCACGUCACGUCGACAGCUAUUGAAGAUGUAAAUUAUAAAUCGUUUAAGCAGAAUAUCUACUUAAAUACGUUCAUAGCGCGCUAAUGCAAGGGUUUUCAAAGUGAGAGUGCGCACAAAAGAGCGCAGCGACCAGCAAAAGGGACGCGGGCCAUCUUUAUGAGGAUAUAGGCCAAAUAUUAGAACUUUAAAUUUGAUCGAAACCUGCGUCGGGAGCGCUAAAUAAUAUAAAAGGAGAAUCUCGCGUGGCUUUGAGAACCUCUGCUCUAAUGUAUUCUUCCGUUUAUUGUAAAUGUAAAAGGGUUGCUGUCAAAUAAGAUCAUACGUCACGUUGCAUUGAUUUUUUUGAGUCAAGCCAAUGUGCGUCGGCGCCGCGCACGUGAGCCAAUAUUCGUCAGCCGAGCGCUGCCGAGCGCUGCCGAGCGCUGCCGAGCGCCGCCGAGCGCCGCCGAGCGGCAGCCGACAGCGAUCCCUGUUGCAGAACUUGGGACUAGUUAUAUAGGUGAUUUGUAUUUUAGAAGUGAUUAUUACAUGUUGUUUUAUGUAUAAAAUAUAUACUAUUUUAUUAAAUGUUUAUAUAUACUACUAUAAUGUAGAAUUAUACAUGUGCUGUGUAAUAAAUCAUGGGAAAUCA
This is a messenger RNA of Galleria mellonella (greater wax moth), 4157 nucleotides long. Its product is annotated as lysoplasmalogenase-like protein TMEM86A. Lineage: Eukaryota; Metazoa; Arthropoda; Insecta; Lepidoptera; Pyralidae. Gene Ontology annotation, cellular component: membrane. Bases 499 to 1215 code for a protein of 238 amino acids. The transcript has 4 exons. The record is from RefSeq and is a predicted model, not a curated record.